This is a messenger RNA of Halteromyces radiatus, 366 nucleotides long. RefSeq lists its product as uncharacterized. The record is from RefSeq and is a predicted model, not a curated record. The transcript has 2 exons. Gene Ontology annotation, cellular component: membrane. Bases 1 to 366 code for a protein of 121 amino acids. Lineage: Eukaryota; Fungi; Mucoromycota; Mucoromycetes; Mucorales; Cunninghamellaceae.
AUGACUUUCAUUGUUACUACCACUCUUCACCAUUUAACAUCUUGCCUAUUAUUCAUUCAUAUACAGAAAACGGCUCCUUAUUGUUUGGAAUACGGAAACAAGGAACCUGUACGAUGCGAAUGGGAUGAUCCGAAUUGGAUGGGUAAUAGGACGGAUAUUAUGACUGAUGAUGACGAUGUGAUUAGUCUACCCACCUUUCGUGCUUGUCCAUGGGUGAAAAGGAUUGAAAAUAUGCGCAUCAUCAAGUUUGAGUCGAUCAAUUUGGUAGUUGCAGUAUUCUCGGUCAUGAUCUUCCUUUGGCGACAACGAAAAUUGGCUCAUGAAAAAUAUCAGCAAAUGGCACAACGCAUUGGUGUAUCAGUAUAG